Symbiodinium pilosum is the source of this 1819-nucleotide messenger RNA. The record is from the annotation of a GenBank genome assembly. NCBI's taxonomy places the organism in Eukaryota, Dinophyceae, Suessiales, Symbiodiniaceae.
AAUAGCUUGCAUCUGGAACCAGCUCGUGCGCGCUUUCGAGAAGCCGCUGCAGACUGCUGCGGACAACCACGACCUCUUCCCGAUUCUGCUGUUCCUCACAGGAGACUUGGAGUGGUUUGCAAACAGCCACGACUUGCCAAGAUGGAACGCCAACCAGCCAUGUGGGCACUGCCGAGUGGAGAAAGCUGAUUUGUUCAAAUUCAAAAACGUUGCUUCUCCUGCAGAUGACCCUUGGCUGCUGCCUCGGGAGAACGCAGAGACCGUGCUACAGGAGAUGAAGGUCACCUGGCGACAAGCGCAGCGCCAAGGACUCGGCAACCUCACGCCGGGCAUGAUGCUUCCUGACACAAAGGACCCCGAGCGCAGGCGGAAAUAUCCGCUCUGGCCCCGCUAUAUGAAUCCUGCAGACCAAGCCCAUCGGCAACUCCAUCUCGCACUUUCCUUCAGCCGCGACCUGGAUGAGCUGAUAGACAGAAUUGAGGACUGGAAGCCAGACGCGGCCACGGCAGACCGAAUGAUCCUUACAGCAACGAGCAUGCUGCUUUGCGCGGCAGCUGUCAAGAAAUCUUUUCUGGCAAGAGGCCACUUGGCCUGCAACUUAACCUUCAAGUCCCACUGGUUGGUGCACUGCCUGCAGUUGGCUCGCCAUCUUGACCCCAAGCUCACAUGGACGUACAGCGGCGAAGAUUUCGUGUCCAAAGGCAAGCGUCUCCUCAGCAGCUGCACGCGAGGUCGAAGCAAACUCUCGGCUGCGGGUCGCUUCAUGAGACAGCACGCGGAUGCCAUGACGAUGGAACUUGCUCAGUUCAGGUGUUUUGUCCACCGGGACCGUGGCUGCCCUGGAGUCCAGGGCACCACCAACAUCAGCCGCGUCGUGGAGGACAUGCCUGACAUGACGUGGAAGACCGCGCUCAGCAAGCACACAGCAGCCGUGGUCAACAUGGCCCCCCUCACCCACGCACUCUUCAACACACGCGCGAAUGGGCUCGUUCCCGACUCCAUGUUGCAGAGUGCGCUGUCGAACGUGUACAAGAACAACAAAAUCCAAAUCUCGGAGCCACUCAUGAAGCCUCCAGGAUGGGAAAAGGCCAUGCUGCAGUACUUCAACCUUCGCACGCGCAUGGUCGCCAGUAAGAUCAGGGAGGUCGCUUUCGCUCCUUCGAUCUGGCAGGCUUCGACAAAGAAAGUGUCUCAGGCAGAGCUGGCCAAGCUGGAAGCCCUUUGUCUGCGACUCAACCCAAAAUUUACGACAAGUGCCGCAGAGGAUACGCUUCUGCAAGGAGCCCUGGCCCUGCAACCCAAGAAGACCCAGCAAGAGGACCACGAGUCUGCUGCCAGCUCCCAGCUAGUGCAGACUCCAGAGCCUCGCUGUUCAACAAAAAGGCAAGCAGAGCAGAACGAGGAGGACGACUUCCAGGACAGAGCUACGCUGUGGGCUCUGCAAGCUGCGUGGCAAGCCAGCCCAGAGAAGCCCAUGAGCAACAAGGAAAAGCUCUCUUUGGUGGAGAAGGGGCGCCAGAGUGCGCCUGCUGCGCAAAAGAAGCCUGCCUGCGCAGAGAAGACCAGACUGAAGAAGCCUGCCUGCGCAGACCUCCCCGACACAGAUUGGUUCAAGCAGAACGUGGCCCAGGUUCAGGAAGCUGUGAGACAGAGCCUGUCCAUCAAGCCUACUGACUUCAGGAACACCUUCACCAGCAAAGGCUACGCAAUUGGCAAGCGCAUGGCCAAGGACCGCCAGGCAAGCAGUGCUCAGAUGCUGCUGUGGGCAAAAGCUGCCCUGGCGGAGUCAUCCAAGAUGUGGGACGAGGCCAAGGUCUGA